Messenger RNA from Molossus molossus (Pallas's mastiff bat), 8095 nucleotides. It is a transcript of the gene ZNF462, whose product is annotated as zinc finger protein 462. Bases 78 to 7577 code for a protein of 2499 amino acids. The record is from RefSeq and is a predicted model, not a curated record. Lineage: Eukaryota; Metazoa; Chordata; Mammalia; Chiroptera; Molossidae. The transcript is spliced from 13 exons. Gene Ontology annotation, biological process: regulation of gene expression. Gene Ontology annotation, cellular component: nucleus.
GGUCCCCCCGCGGCCGCUUCGGGAGCUCUCUAUCUCGGUCGCUCGAGGUCCCUAAUGUGAGAGGGUAGACCCCGAUCAUGGAGGUGCUCCAGUGUGAUGGCUGUGACUUCAGGGCCCCAUCUUACGAAGAUCUCAAGGCGCACAUUCAGGAUGUCCACACGGCAUUUCUGCAGCCAACUGAUGUUGCCGAAGACAGUGCUAAUGAUCCACGAUCCGGGUCCAUGAAUGCCAGUAAUCAGACUGAGGUGGAGUUUUCGUCGAUAAAGGAUGAAUUUGUGAUUGCAGAGGAUUUAUCAGGUCAAAAUGCAACGGCAUUGGGGACCGGAAGUUACUAUGGCCACAGUCCAGGAUAUUAUGGUCAGCACAUUGCCCCUAGUCCCAAACCAACAAACAAGUUUUUUCAAUGCAAGUUCUGCGUACGCUACUUCAGGUCAAAAAACCUCCUCAUUGAACACACUAGGAAGGUCCACGGGGCUCAAGCUGAAGGGAGUUCGGCGGGACCCCCUGCCCCGGGGUCCUUCAAUUAUAAUAUCAUGAUGCAUGAGGGAUUUGGAAAGGUCUUCUCUUGCCAGUUUUGCACAUACAAGUCACCAAGGAGGGCGAGAAUAAUGAAGCAUCAGAAGAUGUAUCAUAAAAACAAUUUGAAGGAGAUCGCUGCUCCCCCUCCUGCCCCUGCUCCCCUGCCAGACCCUGUGGUCCCGCCCGUGUCCCUGCAGGACCCCUGCAAGGAACUGCCUGCAGAGGUCGUGGAGCGCAGCAUCUUAGAAUCUAUGGUCAAGCCUUUGACCAAGUCUCGAGGCAACUUUUGCUGUGAGUGGUGCAGCUACCAGACCCCGCGCCGAGAACGCUGGUGUGACCACAUGAUGAAGAAGCACCGCAGUAUGGUCAAGAUCCUCUCCAGUCUCAGACAGCAGCAGGAAGGUACGAAUCUACCCGACGCGCAGAACAAGAGCGCCUCCAGCCCCACUUCCAACUCCACCUAUUUGUCCAUGAAUGCUGCAAGCCGGGAGAUGCCCAAUGCCAACGUCUCCAACUUCAGGGGCUCCAUCAGCAACUCCAUCAUGAGACCCAAUUCUUCUUCAGCUUCCAAGUUUUCGCCCAUGUCUUACCCUCAGAUGAAGCCGAAGUCACCUCACAAUUCUGGCCUUGUUAACUUGGCAGAGAGAUCCCGUUACGGAAUGGCUGACAUGACCAAUUCUCCUGCCGACCUGGAAACGAACAGCAUGCUGAAUGACUCUAGUUCUGAUGAAGAGCUCAAUGAAAUAGACAGUGAGAAUGGUCUAAACGCCAUGGAUCACCAGACAUCAGGCAUGUCUGCGGAGCAGCUGAUGGGCUCGGAUGGCAACAAAUUAUUGGAGACCAAGGGGAUUCCCUUUAGACGAUUUAUGAACAGGUUCCAGUGCCCCUUUUGCCCUUUCCUCACCAUGCAUCGACGCAGUAUCUCCCGCCACAUAGAAAACAUUCACUUAUCUGGAAAGACAGCUGUCUACAAAUGUGACGAAUGUCCGUUUACUUGCAAGAGCUCAUUAAAACUGGGGGCUCACAAACAGUGUCACACGGGUACAACGUCAGAUUGGGAUGCUGUGAAUUCCCAGAGUGAAAGCAUUUCUUCCUCACUGAAUGAAGGUGUCGUGUCUUACGAGAGCUCAAGCAUCAAUGGUAGGAAGUCAGGAGUUAUGUUGGAUUCUUUGCAGCAGCAGCAACAGCCACCGCCACCGCCACCGCCGCCACCACCACCUCCAUCACAGCCUCAACCGCCACAGCUACAGCCACCACAUCCGUUGCCGUCCCAGCCCCAGCCCCCGCCGACGCAGCAACCACAGCCCCCCGUGCAAGCCCCACCUCUGCACCCAUACAAAUGCACCAUGUGUAAUUAUUCCACCACGACUCUGAAAGGGCUAAGAGUCCAUCAGCAGCACAAACACUCGUUCUGCGAUAACUUGCCAAAAUUCGAGGGGCAGCCCUCCAGCCUACCAUUGGAAAGUGAGACGGACAGCCACCCCUCUUCCAGCAACACUGUGAAGAAAAGUCAGACCUCAAUUCUUGGGUUGUCCUCCAAGAACAAUUUUGUAGCUAAGGCCUCCAGGAAGCUCGCUAAUGACUUCCCUUUAGAUUUAUCGCCCGUGAAGAAGAGGACUAGGAUUGAUGAGAUCGCAAGCAACCUGCAGAGCAAAAUUAACCAGACCAAACAGCAGGAGGAUGCGGUGAUCAAUGUCGAGGAUGACGAGGAGGAAGAGGAAGACAAUGAAGUCGAGAUAGAGGUUGAGUUGGACCGGGAAGAAGAGCCCGCAGAGCCAGUCAUGGAGGUGCCCACGCCCUUCUCAGCCCAGCAGAUUUGGGUGAGAGAUGCCAGUGAGCCCCAGAAGGAGCCCAACUUCAGAAAUGUCACCCACGAUUACAACGCCACCAAUGGGGCUGAGAUUGAGCUCACCCUUUCUGAAGAUGAAGAGGAUUAUUACGGCUCCUCCACAAAUUUGAAAGAUCACCAAGUUUCCAGUACGGCUCUGCUGAACGCCCAGGCUCCUCUCUAUGGAACCGAGCACAAUAGUGAAAACACAGACUUUAGUGACUCUGGACGGCUUUACUAUUGCAAACACUGUGACUUUAACAACAAAUCUGCCCGGAGUGUGAGCACCCACUAUCAGCGAAUGCACCCGUACAUUAAAUUCAGCUUUAGGUACAUCUUGGACCCCAACGAUCACAGUGCGGUGUACAGGUGCCUGGAAUGCUACAUCGACUACACCAACUUUGAAGAUCUGCAGCAGCAUUACGGGGAACACCACCCAGAAGCCAUGAAUGUCCUCAACUUUGACCACUCGGACCUGAUCUACCGGUGUCGGUUUUGUUCCUACACGAGCCCGAAUGUUAGAAGCCUGAUGCCACACUACCAAAGAAUGCAUCCCACGGUGAAGAUUAACAACGCCAUGAUAUUUUCAAGCUAUGUCGUGGAGCAGCAGGAAGGGCUGAACACGGAGUCCCAGACGCUGCGGGAGAUUCUGAAUUCGGCGCCCAAGAACAUGGCGACGUCCACUCCCGUGGCUCGCGGCGGUGGUCUGCCAGCCACGUUUAACAAAAACACUCCUUCAAAGACCUUCACUCCAGAAUGUGAAAAUCAGAAGGACCCCUCUGUGAACACCGUGGUCGUGUACGACUGUGACGUUUGCUCGUUCGCAAGCCCCAACAUGCAUUCUGUCUUGGUUCAUUAUCAGAAGAAACACCCUGAAGAAAAGGCUUCCUACUUUAGGAUCCAGAAAACCAUGCGAAUGGUGUCUGUGGACAGGGGCUCUGCCCUUUCUCAAUUAUCAUUUGAGGUGGGUGCUCCAAUGUCUCCCAAAAUGUCCAACAUGGGUUCCCCACCCCCCCCACAACCCCCGCCACCAGACCUCAGUACUGAGCUUUACUACUGCAAACACUGUUCCUACAGCAAUCGGUCAGUUGUGGGCGUGCUUGUCCACUACCAGAAAAGACACCCAGAGAUAAAGGUUACUGCCAAAUAUAUCAGGCAGGCUCCUCCCACAGCUGCAAUGAUGAGAGGGGCCGAGGGACCCCAAGGCUCCCCUCGGCCACCCGCCCCCAUGCAACCGCUGAACCGAAGCUGUUCCGAGAGAGAUGGCCCCCCUGUGGAGAAUGAGAUGUUCUUUUGCCAGCACUGUGAUUAUGGGAACCGGACGGUCAAAGGGGUACUCAUUCACUACCAGAAGAAGCACCGGGACUUCAAGGCCAACGCCGACGUGAUCCGGCAGCACACGGCCACCAUCCGCAGCCUCUGUGACCGGAACCAGAAGAAGCCUGCCGGUUGCAUGCUCGUCGCCCCCUCGGGUGUAGAGCGGGACAAAACGAAGCUGCGGGCACUGAAGUGUAGGCAGUGCUCGUACACCUCCCCCUACUUCUAUGCACUGAGGAAGCAUACCAAGAAAGACCACCCUGCCCUGAAGGCCACGGUCACGUCCAUCAUGCGGUGGGCAUUUCUGGAUGGCUUGAUAGAAGCUGGCUACCACUGCGAGUGGUGCAUCUAUUCCCACACGGAGCCCAGCGGUUUGCUCCUGCAUUACCAAAGGAGGCACCCAGAGCAUUACGUGGACUAUACUUACAUGGCUACCAAACUCUGGGCGGGGCCGGACCCAUCCCCUCCCUCUCUCAUGAUGCCAGCUGAAGCCAAAACGUACCGAUGCCGAGACUGUGUUUUUGAAGCCGUCUCCAUCUGGGACAUCACCAAUCACUACCAAGCGUUCCAUCCCUGGGCCAUGAAUGGUGAUGAGUCGGUGCUGCUGGACAUCAUCAAGGAGAAAGACGCUGAGAAUCCCAUCUCUUCGUCCGAAGAGCUGGUGGGCCCCGUGAGUUGCGAAAGCAGUAUGCCCGCUCCCCUCCCUGAGCAGGAAGCGGAAUGCCUCGAGGAUGCCAGGCUCUCCCCAGAGAAAAGUAUCCAGCUGUCCUCGGCCAACCCCGCCAUCUCCUCCACCCCAUACCAGUGCACAGUGUGCCAGUCUGAGUAUAACAACCUCCACGGCCUCCUUACCCAUUAUGGGAAGAAGCACCCCGGCAUGAAAGUGAAGGCUGCUGACUUCGCCCAGGACAUCGACAUCAACCCAGGGGCUGUGUACAAGUGCAGGCACUGCCCCUACAUCAACACCCGCAUCCACGGCGUCCUGACCCACUACCAGAAGCGACACCCGUCCAUCAAGGUGACCGCCGAGGACUUCGUGCAUGACGUGGAGCAGUCCGCCGACAUAGCCCAGAACGACGUGGAAGAGACCAGCAGGAUCUUCAGGCAGGGGUUCGGCGCCUACCGCUGCAAGCUGUGUCCGUACACACACGGCACGCUGGAGAAGCUCAGAAUUCACUACGAGAAGUAUCACAACCAGCCUGAAUUUGAUGUCUUUUCCCAGUCACCCCCGAAGCUGCCGGUGUCCCUCGAGCCUGAGAUAACCACUGAAGAGAGCCCCUCCCAAGUCUCCCUCACCGAGGAGGAGGUGGGAGAGGAGCCGGUGCCCACCUCUCCCUUCGCUACCUCGCAGCUGGUCGCCCACACUGUGUUCCGGUGCCAGCUCUGCAAGUACUUCUGCUCCACGAGGAAGGGCAUUGCCAGGCACUACCGCAUCAAGCACAACAACGUCCGAGCCCAGCCCGAGGGCAAGAACAACCUCUUCAGGUGCGCUCUGUGCUCCUACACCAACCCCAUCCGCAAAGGGCUGGCCGCCCACUACCAGAAGCGCCACGACAUCGAUGCCUAUUACACCCACUGCCUGGCAGCCUCCAGGACCAUCAGCGACAAGCCCAACAAGGUCAUCAUCCCGUCCCCGCCCAAGGACGACUCCCCGCAGCUCAGCGAGGAGCUCCGGCGGGCGGUGGAGAAGAAAAAGUGCUCCCUGUGCGCCUUCCAGUCCUUCAGCAAGAAGGGCAUUGUGUCCCAUUACAUGAAGCGCCACCCGGGGGUGUUCCCCAAGAAGCAGCACGCCAGCAAGCUGGGCGGCUACUUCACUGCCGUCUACGCGGAUGAGCACGAGAAGCCGAUGCUGCUGGAAGAGGAAGAGAGAGGCAGCUUUGAGAAAGCCGAGGUGGAGGGAGGAGGUGAAGCCCAGGAGCUGGAGUGGCUCCCGUUCCGCUGCAUCAAAUGCUUCAAGCUCUCCUUCAGCACCGCUGAGCUGCUGUGCAUGCAUUACACUGACCACCACAGCCGGGACCUGAGAAGGGACUUCGUCAUCCUGGGCACCGGCCCCCGCCUGCAGAACUCCGCCUACCAGUGUAAGCACUGCGAUAGCAAACUGCAGAGCACGGCAGAGCUGACCUCACACUUGAACGUUCACAAUGAGGAAUUCCAGAAGCGUGCCAAACGUCAGGAGAGGAGGAAACAGCUUUUGAGCAAGCAGAAAUAUGCAGAUGGUGCUUUUGCAGAUUUCAAACAAGAGAGGCCUUUUGGUCACUUAGAAGAGGUGCCAAAGAUCAAGGAGAGGAAGGUGGUGGGCUACAAGUGUAAGUUCUGUGUGGAAGUGCACCCGACGCUCCGAGCCAUCUGCAAUCACCUGCGGAAGCACGUCCAGUACGGCAGCGUCCCCGCCGUGUCCGCCGUGAAGGGGCUGCGUUCUCAUGAGAGGAGCCAUCUGGCCCUGGCCAUGUUUACCCGCGAGGACAAGUACAGCUGCCAGUAUUGCUCCUUUGUUUCUGCUUUCAGGCACAAUUUGGAUCGCCAUAUGCAAACCCACCACGGACACCAUAAACCAUUCCGAUGCAAACUCUGCUCCUUCAAGUCCUCCUAUAACAGCCGGCUGAAAACACACAUACUCAAAGCUCAUGCUGGUGAACAUGCCUACAAGUGUUCUUGGUGCUCAUUUUCCACCAUGACAAUCAGCCAGUUAAAGGAACACUCCCUCAAGGUCCACGGAAAAGCCCUGACCCUCCCCAGGCCACGGAUCGUCAGCCUGCUGUCCCACACCCACCACCCCUCGCAGAAGGCAGCCCCGGCCGAGGAAGUGGAAGACUCCAAUGACUCGUCCUACUCCGAGCCUCCCGACGUGCAGCAGCAGCUGAACCACUACCAGUCCGCUGCCCUGGCGAGGAACAACAGCCGCGUCAGCCCUGUGCCCCUUUCUGGAGCUGCUGGGGCCGCCGAGCAGAAAACCGAAGCUGUUCUUCACUGCGAAUUCUGUGAAUUCUCCUCUGGCUACAUCCAGAGCAUCCGGCGCCAUUACAGGGACAAGCACGGUGGCAAGAAGCUCUUCAAGUGCAAAGACUGCACUUUUUACACAGGCUUUAAGUCCGCCUUUACUAUGCACGUGGAGGCCGGGCACUCGGCCGUCCCGGAGGAGGGCCCCAAAGACCUGCGCUGUCCGCUCUGCCUCUAUCACACCAAAUACAAGCGCAACAUGAUCGACCACAUCGUGCUGCACCGAGAAGAGCGCGUUGUCCCCAUUGAAGUGUGCCGUUCCAAACUGUCAAAAUACUUGCAGGGAGUCGUUUUCCGCUGUGAUAAGUGUACCUUCACCUGCUCCAGUGACGAGAGCCUUCAGCAGCACAUAGAAAAGCACAAUGAGCUGAAACCUUACAAAUGCCAACUCUGCUACUAUGAGACCAAGCACACGGAGGAGCUGGACAGCCACCUUCGGGACGAACAUAAGGUGAGCCGGAACUUUGAGCUGGUCGGGCGGGUGAACUUGGAUCAGCUGGAGCAGAUGAAGGACAAGCUGGAGAGCUGCAGCAGCGAGGACGAGGACAAGGAGGACGAGAUGAGCAGCAAGGCUGAUGACAGAGAUCUGAUGGGAUUUGCAGACCGCGGGGCUGCCAUUAACACUCAGAAGCGCUUUCCAUGUGAAUUCUGUGGACGGGCGUUUGCGCAGGGCUCUGAGUGGGAAAGGCACGUGCUGAGACACGGCAUGGCGCUGAAUGACACCAAGUCAGUGAGCAGAGAAGAAAUCCACCUAAAAGAGAGUGUGCAGGACAGUAUCCAGAUGCCCUCUAUAGAGGAAAAGGAAGAUGACGAGGCAAUCGGGCUAGACUUUCCCCUAAAGAGCGAGACAGUAGCCAUCUGUGUAGUAGCUGCUGACAGAUCUCUCCUGGAGAAUGCAGAGGCCAAAAAGGAAUAAGCGUUGGGUGAAGUUCUGAGUCACCCCUUACUUGAACCGUGAUGAAAAGUGGGCGGGCCAGCUUGGGCUGACAAGUGGGGGACAGAAAAGAGAAGACAGAACAAAGCUGCUUUUUAGGACUGAACAAUCUAUUUUCAAAGCACUGGUACCUGUGUGAGUGAGUAUAUAAAUUAAAGUUAUUUAAAUGGUUGGAAUAUGUGGCUCCUUUUCCAUCACUACGUCUUUCCUUCCGGAUCUUCAUCGUGGAAGUCUCGUUUGUCGCGGAAUAGAAGCACCUCCCAGGCGCGGCGUGCUCCGGGGUGGUCUCGGACAGUCUGUGGGAACAGAAGCUCCGUGGCCGUGGAAGACUUCUUAGGGGAACAACUUUUUUGACGCACAACUUUCAGCGCGUUUUUCUAGUUUUAAUACCUUAAGCUUUUUCAAGACCUAACUGCAGCCGCUUUGGGAAAAAAAAACAAACAAAAAAAACGAAACAAAACAAAAAAACAACAAAAAUACAAAAACAGAAAACAAAAAAA